AAAUAUUUUAGUGGCUCUAUUACGCAUAUUUAGUUUAGCCCCCCUGUAAUAUCUAUAUGACCCGAGACCGUGUAUAUGACCGUGAUCGUGACUAGACGGAAAAGUUUGUUCCUAACUCUAUACGUGACGUCACGGUUAAUUUUAUACAAACUAUGGUUGUGUAAUGUAUUUGUGAAUUUUGAGUAUAUAAGCACGUGUUAUAGAGCGCGGGCAAGAAGUUUGAGCGGCGAUUUGAGUGUUCAUUUGGACAGGUUUCACAUUUCUGGAAAGCAACAAAAUGCUGAAGAAUGUACCUGCGACUGUCAAUAAAAUUCUUGUACACACAGAAAACAUUCUGAAUUUGAAUGAACUGAAGAUAAAAGCAGGACAGAAUCCAACUGAUGAGUUGAUCGAGAGCCUGAAAAUAACUCUCGACAGGUGGACUCCAGUUGACAAUGGCACGACCGACACACUGGAGAUUCGUGGGAACAGUGGACAUUGUGCGUCCAUUCCCGAGUCUGAGUCGAGAAGUGACCUGAAGAUCAGCGUGAAGGUGUUCAUAUCCUCUCUCAAAACUGAAGCAUUGAGCGAGGCUCUUGAGAAAGUGUUUGCCGCGCUGGGGGUGAGCUUCGUGGACUCGCUGGUGCUGGCCUACCCCAGCCGGUCGGAGCCCGACGCGCUGCUGCCCGCGCUGCAGGAGCUCUGGCGAGUGCUGGAGAGCAACGUGGUGCUGCAGCGGCUGGGCAGCAUCGGUGUCAGCGACGUGGACACCGACGUCUUCAUCUCGCUCUACCACUGGGCCCAGGUGAAGCCCAGCAUUGUGCAGAUAAACCUGGCGACCUGCUGCGUGGUGCCGCCGGCACUGCAGGACUUCACCAAGGAACACAACGUGCAGCUCCUCACGCACAGCGAUCCCUUCGAGAUACUACCGAAGGCAGCGCUGAACGAAGUGUUUGGAGCUACGGAAGACGACGUGAGCUUGUUCUGGGCCCUGAGGUUCCAAGUUCACGUCAAGUGCCGUGGAGUUCUCGCCAGUAAAGGUUACCUACUGUGCGUGCAUCGCACUGGUUAGUCAGACAGAACAAAAUAACACAAUUGAAGUUUAGUGUAUCUAGCAGCAAUAUAUUUUUUCAAUGUUGCUGGUACACAGAAAGGUGUUAAAAAGUUUUUCCAUACACCAUACAUCAAGGGAUGUCAAAAUUUUCCAGAAUUGAGUUGUGGAAAACUGUCAAAAAACUACUUUAGUUGAAUCCAAAGAAACACAGGUGCUGUAUUUUAGUUCAAAGAGUAUUAUGUUUAUUUUAAAUUUGUGUAAUAUAUGUUUCAAAGAAAGCUGAAAGAGAAUAUUUCAUGUACAAAACAAUGUGUUGUCUAAAUUUUUGAAUAUUAAACAGUAUUCUGUUGCAAAGACUAGUAUUGGAAUUUCCAGAAUAUAUAAACAUUGUGAAGCAAAUUACUGCAGUUUCUACAAGAAAACUGUAAUGUGUUAUUACAGGCAUACAUUAACAUCACAAGAGAGUAUUGUAUACCAAAUUUCCUUAGGACGAUGUAUUACUGAUGCUCUCAUUUCUUAAUUCAAUGAUCUAAUGUAAGCAAAUAAAAGUUGUGUGCUCAUAUAAAGUGCAGAGUUCAAAGUUCAAAGGGUGGCGGUGUGACAAAUGUCUAGAAUUUUUUCGUCAGAGGCUGUGAGUAAAUUAAAAUAUGAAAACUAGAGAAAUGUGUCAGACAAAACUGUCACGUAAUUUUGAACUAAGAAGUUAAAUAAGAGGAAAGAAACUCUCUCAAGACAUGUCAGUGUUUCAGAAACACAUUUACUUGUAUUAUUAAUUAUGUAGUUAUUUUUGUAAAAAGGUCUGCAUGGGAGAAGUAUGUGAAACCAGUUGACUGUAUUGUAAGUUACAAAUAAAUGGGGUUAUAUUGUAAUGAUUGCAUUGUAGUAUUUAGCAUAUAAAUUUAAGGUAAAGAUGUGAUGCAUAGAUUUUUUUUAACAUUUUUGAUUUUCCAAUAUUCACAUGCUUGUACUUUUCUGUGAAUGUUUUUCGGAAUGAGUUGCAAUUAAAGUUGUUGUCCAACUGCGUAAAA
Bacillus rossius redtenbacheri is the source of this 2061-nucleotide messenger RNA. Its product is annotated as glutamate--cysteine ligase regulatory subunit-like. NCBI's taxonomy places the organism in Eukaryota, Metazoa, Arthropoda, Insecta, Phasmatodea, Bacillidae. The record is from RefSeq and is a predicted model, not a curated record. Gene Ontology annotation, cellular component: glutamate-cysteine ligase complex. Bases 278 to 1051 code for a protein of 257 amino acids. Gene Ontology annotation, biological process: glutathione biosynthetic process. The transcript is spliced from 7 exons. Gene Ontology annotation, molecular function: enzyme regulator activity; glutamate-cysteine ligase catalytic subunit binding.